This is a messenger RNA of Hevea brasiliensis (rubber tree), 2248 nucleotides long. RefSeq names its product transcription factor TCP9. The coding region runs from base 455 to 1513 and encodes 352 amino acids. Gene Ontology annotation, molecular function: sequence-specific DNA binding; DNA-binding transcription factor activity. Lineage: Eukaryota; Viridiplantae; Streptophyta; Magnoliopsida; Malpighiales; Euphorbiaceae. The record is from RefSeq and is a predicted model, not a curated record. Gene Ontology annotation, cellular component: nucleus. The transcript has a single exon.
AUAUAAAUGGAGUAUAUAUUAUUCUCAGUUUGCUAUAUUGUAAUUUUGUUCUUAUAUUUGUCUAACUAACAAGAAAAAGCGAUCAUUUCCAUCCAAAAGGAAUACGUUGACAAUUAUUCCCUUUCUUUUUUUCCUUAGUUUUUCUCUGGAAAUCGCAUAUUCUCUGCCAAACUAUUGUGAAAAAAGAAAUGUUGCCUAGAUUAUAAUCGUGCGGGGAUGGAACCACCACGUGUCAUCAUCUCCUUAGUGGUAGGCAAAUCACCGCAGAUUAGUCAUUUGCCAUAUAUACCCUCUUUUUCACGUGUUAUUGCCACAAUUCAAACUCCACUAUUUCGACGAUUCCUUCUCUUAUGCUCUCUCUGUUUCUCUCUCUCUCCGCUUCCCUUCGUUUCUUUCUGUGACGUGUACCAAAAUUUAGAACGCUUUUUUCUUUUCUUCUCUUUCCUUUUCCAAGAUGGCAACAAUCCAGAAACAAGAACUUGAAGAAGAUGAUGAAACCAGGAACGUUGAUCUCAGUAUCGACGGUGCUGCAGGUGAACAUCCGGACAAGGUAGACCCUACCACCAACUCCACGUUGUCAACGGAGGAGGUUGCUCUAAAGGAAGAGCCUGACACAGUGGAGAGAUCACCUUCGCCUCUUGGUGCGAUGCCCGUCGCAGUCCACGUGCCACCAGCGAUCAGCAUGCCGUUGGUGGCUGCUCCACCCAAAAGACCUUCUGCGAAGGACCGACACACCAAAGUGGAGGGUCGGGGCAGAAGAAUCCGAAUGCCCGCAACCUGUGCGGCUAGGAUCUUCCAGCUGACCAGGGAACUGGGCCAUAAAUCCGAUGGAGAGACCAUUAGGUGGUUACUUGAGCACGCGGAGCCAGCAAUUAUAGCCGCCACUGGAACCGGAACUGUUCCCGCUAUUGCCAUGUCUGUCAAUGGGACCCUCAAAAUCCCCACCACCUCUAAUGCAAAUUCCGAACCGGGCGACCCAUCCGUUAAAAAGAAGCGUAAACGACCCGCAAAUAGCGAGUACAUUGACGUAAGCGACGCUGUCGUUUCAGUCUCCGCGCCUCUUGCCCCGAUACCGACAGCACCACCGCAACACGCAGCUGCAGUAGUUCCUCAGGGUUUAGUUCCUAUGUGGGCCAUACCGUCUAACGGUGUCGUUCCUGGCGCGUUCUUCAUGAUACCGCCCAUGGCGACAUCUACUGCGGGACCUUCUAACCAACCCCAGAUAUUCACGUUCCCAGCUGCGGCUACGCCUCUAAUCAACAUAUCGGCGAGGCCGAUAUCAUCUUUCGUAUCGUCCAUGCAACAAGCUGCCAAUAUAGCAGUAACUAUGCCCGUUUCGAGUUCUCCUGUUUCUGAUUCAAAGCCUGCGAAAGCUACGUCAGUUAUGGCUCCAAGUUCAAGUUCUGCUCCCAUUAGUAGUACAACAAGCACCACCCAAAUGCUUAGAGACUUUUCCUUGGAGAUUUAUGAUAAACGGGAGCUCCAAUUCAUGACUCGAUCUUCGAAGCAUUGACAACAUGGAAAACAAGAAAGUGUUUUUGUUGUUUUUUUCCUCAUCUGUUGGCUCUUUUCCUUCAUUGAUGACUUUAUUGGGGUCCAAUUUCUGGUCUAUUCGCCAUUAACGAGUUCAUUUGAGCUCGAAAAUUGCCUUCUCUGAUGGGGAGAGAGAGCACGUACUCACGCGAGGAUGGGCUCUAAUGGUGGGCACGUGUAAAGUGGAUCACGAUUAGCCAGGGUGUGGGGUCCACCGUUUGUGGUGUGCCAACACUCAACCGAAAAUGCAAAGGGUAAGACACUGAAGACUCAGCUCCCUGGACCGUGCAGUGCAAAAACAUUAGUGUGUUCUUUUUAAAGAGUGGGGCAACCUCAUUGCUCUCUCAUGUGAUGGGGCGCGGGCCCAAAAAGGGUGGGCUCUAAGGGACUGUUUCGACAUAGUUUACAGGGCGGCCGCGUGGUGGUCCCUACCAGGUUGGUUUGGUGGUCCGGUCAGAGCAGUGGAAAAGUAAUACAUGGGGUGGAGAUGAGACACGUGUCCGACGUAAUCUGUAAAUCUGGGUCGUCUCUUUGUAUCUGACACGUUGGGUGAUUGUUUCCGUGGGCCUGAUUGUAGUUUCUUUUAAAAGGAAAACGGAAAGGUGAUGACUGAUGAGGAUCAUAUUGGAAUUGGAUGCCGCUGAUCUUUAUUUGUCUUGUAAUAUCAGAGAGUUACAACCAAAUAAAAAUGUACCCUGUAACAUAUUAUUUCUCC